Messenger RNA from Sturnus vulgaris (Common starling), 2294 nucleotides. RefSeq names its product potassium voltage-gated channel subfamily KQT member 1-like. Gene Ontology annotation, cellular component: membrane; voltage-gated potassium channel complex. NCBI's taxonomy places the organism in Eukaryota, Metazoa, Chordata, Aves, Passeriformes, Sturnidae. The record is from RefSeq and is a predicted model, not a curated record. Gene Ontology annotation, biological process: potassium ion transmembrane transport. Gene Ontology annotation, molecular function: voltage-gated potassium channel activity.
CUCCAGGGACUCCACGGUGUGCAGCAGCUGCCAGGAGAGGGAUCCACCUGGAGAAAAGGCUGUGAGUGACAGCAGGUGACAGGCUGUCAGCUCACACUUGUGUCCCAGAGAAGCUCCAUGAUAACAGCACAAAGUCAUCUUAUCAGCUGCUGGAGAACCCUGGGCAGGGAAGACAUCCAAUCCCUCCUUCAUGAUUUUAAAUAUUGAUCAGAGACAGCAAUACCUGUGUGUUGUUGCGGGAUGUCGUGCGCUGGUGCAGGAGCUGCGGCGUACCCGGUGUGCAACCACCGUGGGCAGGAUCGGGGCUCUGCUCUCCAGCUGAGCACUCUGAGUGGAAAGAGCAAAUCUGCAGCGCUGUUGGAAGUCAGAGGGAACCUCGGCACCAUGCAGUAUUCUCCUGUGGCACUGAACCCAGAGCCCUCCGUGGAUAAGGGAUCUGGGAUUGCCCAGAGCCCCGGGGAAGGCACAAAGGCUGCAGCCUGCUUGGACAGUGGAGCUGGCAGGGCUCGGACCCCGGAGUGCUUCCAGAGCCAAUAUCUGACCAAAACCAGCACCCAGGGACGGGUCUACAACUUCCUGGAGAGGCCCAGUGGGUGGAAGUGCUUUAUCUAUCAUUUUGCUGUAUUUCUCCUGGUGCUGAUUUGCUUAAUAUUCAGUGUACUGUCUACUAUAGAACACUAUUCCGAAUUUGCCAUUGGAACCCUUUUCUGGAUGGAAAUAGUUCUGGUGGUGUUUUUUGGUGCUGAGUACCUGGUCCGGCUGUGGUCUGCUGGCUGCAGGAGUAAAUAUGUUGGCUUCCAGGGAAGGAUCCGGUUUGCCAGGAAGCCAAUAUCCAUCAUUGAUCUGAUUGUGGUAGUAGCCUCAAUUAUUGUCCUGAGCAUAGGAUCGAAUGGGCAGGUGUUUGCCACCUCUGCAAUAAGGGGGAUCCGAUUUCUCCAGAUCCUUCGGAUGCUUCACGUUGACCGCCAGGGAGGCACCUGGAGACUCCUGGGGUCAGUGGUCUUCAUCCAUCGACAGGAACUCAUAACCACGUUGUACAUUGGAUUCUUGGGAUUAAUUUUUUCAUCCUACUUUGUUUAUCUUGCUGAGAAGGAUGCAGUUGAUGAGGAUGGAAAGACAGGUUUCUCCAACUAUGCUGAUGCCCUUUGGUGGGGUGUGGUAACAGUCACGACAAUUGGCUAUGGAGACAAAGUUCCCCAGACGUGGAUUGGGAAGGCAAUAGCUUCCUGCUUCUCAGUAUUUGCCAUCUCCUUCUUUGCCCUGCCAGCUGGUAUUCUGGGGUCUGGUUUUGCCCUGAAAGUACAGCAGAAGCAACGUCAGAAGCAUUUCAAUAGACAAAUCCCAGCUGCAGCUUCCCUAAUUCAGACCCUGUGGCGCUGCUAUGCAGCAGAGAAAUCCUGCACCUCCACGGCCACCUGGAAGAUCUAUGUGACAGCUCCCAUGCAAAAUCCCAAAAAGUCUCCAGCGCCAUCUAGUCCCGGUCUGAGAAAACAGGCCAGAAGAUACAGAAGAAAAGGGAAGCUGGGCUGUGGGAAUGGUUCUGCACCUGUAAUAAACCCAGGAGAAAAUUCCUUGUCUGUUCCCCAGAUCACUUAUGAUCACAUUGAUGAACAAGAGGACAAAAAAGAUGUGUCUUUCUACAUUGAUGAACCCAAAGUGAGAAGACGCUCAGAAGGGCACACCCCAGACAUGUCACGGGCCAGCAGCUUCACUGAUGACACCGACCUGGCACCCGAGGAGUCCCCGCUGCCAGCGGCAUCCGACGUGGCACAACUGACUGAAGCACACAGAACAGCAGUGAAAGUCAUCAGGAGAAUGCAGUAUUUUGUGGCCAGAAGGAAAUUUCAGCAAGCUCGGAAGCCGUACGACGUCCGUGACGUGAUUGAGCAGUACUCCCAAGGACACCUCAACAUGAUGGUUCGCAUAAAAGAACUUCAAAGAAGGUUGGACCAAUCCUUGGGAAAGCCAGGUCUUUUCCUCCCAGAAAAAGGGGUAGACAAAGGAUACUACAGUAUAGGAGCCAGACUGAUCCGGCUGGAGGAUAAGGUCGUGCAGAUGGACCAGAAGCUGGAUGACAUCCUGAGCACGCUGCAGGCUCAGCUGGGGGAUCAGCCCCAGGCACAGAUGCCAGGGCCAGCCACCCCACCUGUCAGACAUGCACAGAGUCUCCCCCAGUGAAGCAGAAAAUGUGAAAGCCAGUGGACAGCUACAUGUGACCCUCUCGCUCUUUCACGUCCAUGUAUUUCUCAGCCUUGGUGUCUUCAGCUGUGCCGUGGGUGAAAUGAAAUAUUCUG